Molecule: messenger RNA, 9419 nt
Organism: Harpia harpyja (harpy eagle)
Lineage: Eukaryota; Metazoa; Chordata; Aves; Accipitriformes; Accipitridae
Gene: FAM131B
Product: family with sequence similarity 131 member B
Exons: 7
Coding region: 121-1275 (384 amino acids)
Source: RefSeq, a predicted model, not a curated record
CGUUUCCCGCUGAAAGGGACCGGCUCCUUUCCGACCUCCCCCGCUCCCUUCCUUCCUCCUCCUCCUCCGCCUCCUGCGCUGCCGAGGCUGCCGCCUCUCCCCGGAGCCCCCGCCGGAGUGAUGGGCUGCAUCGGAUCCCGCACCGUGGGAAACGAGGUGAUUGCAGUAGACUGGAAGGGACUGAAAGAUGUGGACCAAAUCAAUAUGGACAGCACCAGUUCACUGCAUGGCAGCAGCUUCCACCGACCUUCCACCGAGCAAACACGGACAGAUUUCUCCUGGGAUGGUAUCAAUCUCUCCAUGGAAGAUACGACCUCCAUCCUCCCCAAGCUGAAACGCAACUCCAAUGCUUAUGGGAUUGGGGCUUUGGCUAAGUCAUCUUUCUCUGGGAUAUCUCGCAGCAUGAAGGACCACGUCACAAAGCCAACGGCCAUGGGCCAAGGCCGUGUGGCUCACAUGAUUGAAUGGCAAGGCUGGGGCAAAGGAAACAGCCAGCAGCAGCAGCACACGCAUGAGACGGCACGCAAAGACGCCGAUGCCUACUCAGACCUGAGCGAUGGUGAAAAGGAGGCCCGGUUCCUUGCAGGAGUGAUGGAGCAAUUCGCUAUUUCUGAGGCAACUCUCAUGGCCUGGUCCUCCAUGGAUGGUGAGGAUGUGAGUGUAAACUCAAAUCAGGAGAACCCAGCAGGCAACUACUCCGAGAACUAUCAGGAGCUAAUGGAGAGCCAAGAGCAUAUGGCCCAGACGCAGUAUGAUAGCUGGCCUCAUUCCUACGUCUCGCAGGGCAUGUAUUGCUUAGGUUCAUCCGACGCCUGGGAGACCAGUGACCAGUCCCUCAUCGCUUCCCCAGCAACCGGCUCCUACCUAGGCCAGAAUUUUGAUGAGUCCCAGACAAACCUUCAGGAGAGCAUUUUGAUUCAGAGCAGCCUUCUGCAGCAGCAACAGCUGCAGCAGCAGCGGCAGGAGCAGAACUUCAUCCAGAGCACGGGGCUGGUCCACGUGUGGCCCCUGCAGACUGCUCAGGGCGGGGCUGGGGCUGAGUCCAGCACGUACCUGGAGGACCACAUUGAGGAGGAAGGGAACCCGCGGCUGGAGAAGGCUCCUCUCCUAAACAAGAAGCCCUCUCCAGAGGAGGAUGAUGCAGUGUGCCGGGACCUGGAAUCACUGUCUCCUCGAGAGGAGAUGGAACACGCUGCACUGAGCCGCAAAGUCUCAGAUGUCACCUCCUCUGGGGUGCAGUCCUUUGAUGAGGAAGAGGGAGAAGCAAACAACUGAUGCUUUCUGUGAAGUUCUCGUCACUGCUGAACAAAGAGAGGGGUGGCAAGGAAUGAAAUUACAGGGAUUCUUCUCUCCAGCUCCCCGUCCUUCUGAGCAGACACACCUUCCAUUCCUGACAUUUAAUUAUUUUUUUAAACAAGAGGAAAAUCUCAAAGGGAUUGACACAUGAAGACCUCUUCUUUCCCUCCACCAUGGACACAUAUUUUUGAUUUUCGUUGCUCAGGGCACCACAUGUGAGGUGCUUGGAGAGAUCUGGAUUGGUAAAUCAUUUCUAAAUCUUUUUAAUACAAAGUCUUGGCUGUGGAUACAAACUCUUCUGGUACUGGGGAUGUGGCUGAUGAGACAGGCUUGGUAUAGGGAGCGGCUAUGUGGCUAGAAUCCAUCUUGGCAGAAUGGAUGUUGCUCUGUGGACAUGGUCCCCUUUGAUAGAAUAUAUGAAUAUAAACUGGUUUAAAAUGAAGAUAUGGCUUUACAAAUAUAGAUUGCACUUGUAUUGUGAUCGUGGCUGAUACAGAGGAUAAGGCUGUAUUUGAUACAGACUGUACUGAGAUGAAAGAUUCGCUGUGUAACCAGAUCCUCAAUAGCACCUUGAUAUGAAAUUGUAGGCUCGAUGGAUACAAGCUGCGCUCUGUGGGGACGGGCUGUGCUGCAAUACAGAUGGUGUGGCUCUGUGGGCAUGGCUCUGCUGUGGCAUGGAAGAAUGGAUGCAGAUACGAAUCUAACCCUGCUCUCAGAUAUUCAUGCUUUGGUCUCUUUCUAAAUCUUUCAUUUAUUUGUUUCUCUCUGACAUUUCUACCUUCCCAGGAGCUGGCAGGAGUGGUGUGUCCUUUUGGCAUCAGGUACUGGAUGCCAGUGGAAAGGACAUUUUCAGCUACAGAGACAGUCAUAAAAAGCUGACUCUUGCAGGGGGCUUGAGAGCAUGUCCAUCUUGGUGCUGCUGCUGUAUCCUUCUGUUUUUUCCCUUGCCAGCAGUAUGGGGAGACCCAGAGAGUAGGCAGCAGAACCAGGAACAGUGUGUACAGCUAUGAGAUGACAGAUAUCCAAUUUACAUUGGAGUUUUCCGUUUUUGCUUUUUUUAACGUUUUUAUAUUGCUGGGUAAGUGUUCCUAACAAAGCAGUUAAUAGUGGGAAAGGCCUGUACUCCAGUCAUCACUUAACAGAAAUACUGCACCUUUCCCAUUUCUGCCACUCCUUCUGCAGUGCCAAAUGUAGCUGGAGGAAGAGGGGUGAGAGGGAGUUUUCUCCUCCUAUUUAUUUCUUCCUCCUGCCUAUAUUUUCUUCUUUUGUUUUCCUACCCCCAAGCAAUGUAAAUAAUGCUCGGUACUUGGUCUGUCUGUUUUUCCCUCCCAUCUCUUUUCUAGGAGUGGAGAAAGCUAAUUUCAGGAGUUUUCCCUAUUUGUACGGGUUCUAUAUUUUUUUUGUUAAAAAAAUAUGGUUCAUUGACUAGGGGGAAUUCGGUCUCUUGCAAUUCCUCACCAUGUUUUUACAGACCUCCUUUUGGGAGGGGGAGGGGCUUUGAAAGGAAAUUGAAAAAACUGUCUCCUUUUGCACUCUCACCAGAAAAUAAACAGGGGCAAAAGCAAAAGAAAAAAUUGCACAAGGCUAUCAAUUUUGCUGGAGGACUGAACAGAACCAGCAGAGAUGACCCAAGUGCUGAGUUUUAAUUGCAACACCUCUUGCAAGGAAGCAUCAGCAAAGCAUGGGUUUAGAUCAGAUGCUAGAUCUGAUGAGCUAGAGAAAGGAAUUUGCCUGGACACUGCCAUACUGUUCCAGGGGCAACUCUUUCUCACUUACUCUGACUCAUAUCUGCUCCGUCUACAUUUGUCUCUUCUUCGCCUCCUCUUCAGGCUUGGUGUAUUUUUUGGAUGACAGGAGAGUGAUACAUGUUCCUUUCCUGAUUCAGGUUUAGUCCCCGCAUGUUUGCAGGGAAGAACGGCUGAGGAGAAUAAAAUGUGACUGAAGUAAUAUCAUCAAGUGUCAGAGUUCAGACAGCUCCUGGCAAGCAAAGCAGAUGAUGUCCAAGAAUUAUGAAAAGUACGAAUGGGACUCUCAGGUAGAACUUGACCCCACUCAGCUUUCUCCCACUUACACAGGCAGCUGCAUGAAGAGGGUCUCCUCUAUGAACGCCCAAGUCUUUCCAGCCAAGUCCACUUCAAGCGGAUCUGUCUUCCCUCUCCAUUACACCUCUAAAGGAAAGACCUUUGGGAUAUUUAAGUAAGACUGGUAAUUUGGUGUAGGUAAGAGAUAAAAGUUUUUGUGACCACCUUUUUUUACCCAUUUGCUUGGGCUUGCUUACAUCUCUCUAAGGAGGUAGCUCUUCUCCUGAAUGAUGACCUUUCAAUAUCUCUUUAAAGAUGUUUACACAUUCAGGUGCUAACCUCCCCCGGGCAGGAGGGCUUGAUAAAGAUGAUCUCCUACAGUUCUUGCAGGGCCAGUGCUAGCUCAUUGUCCUGAACUGCUUUGGGUCUAGCCAUGGAGCAGGGCCUAGGAAAUCACACUAGCCAGAACAGGGAGACUGGGCAAGUGCCAAGGGCACCUCAGCAGAUGACAAACGAGUAAGUGUUAACCUUUUCUUAUUGCUUUUUUAAAAAGCCUUCAGGGAAACAAAAAUUGUCGGGUAUGUUCCUUUGUGGGAGAAGACUUGGGUAGCUUGUUGCUUUUUUCUCCAAACCAUUUUGUUCCCGCGUGCCUCUCCAGGACCAAUCUGGAUGUUUACGGUAACUUUCAGAGUAGCUUCUAAUGAUCCUUCUGUGUUGUUUACAGGAUUGGGACAAGCGGGUCAACUUGUCCAGGGCUUCUUUUUCUUUUAAUGUGGACAUGCGGUACAUUUACUAAGCUGUCUGACUGAUUUCUAAAAGAUGUACAUUAUCUCCAUGCAAGGCAGUGACAGAAAAUUAUCUAUGUGGGAAAAAGUGUGAAAAAAAAUUGACCUUAUAGAAAAAUCUAUGGAGUUCAAUAGGAAGAGAAAACCUAUCUGUAGAGUUUUCUAACCUCUGUGGAAUGGCAUAGAGAAUUAUACCCUGCUGUAUAAUUCCAUAACCUGAUCUCUAGAAACCUGUAGAUAGACCCUCAUCCCCUGUGGAUUCAGACUGGUUUGAACACUACUCUCUAUAAAAACUUUCAAGCUUGCUAAAUUCUAUAAAUUUUUUUCAUAAAGGCCUCGACUUUCUGUGAAUAAUAAAAUUUCAGCCUUUUUCUGGGGAAAAAGAAAAAAGAAAAAGAAAAAGGCUGUUUUCCGUGAUCUCUCCACAGUCCAAAAGAGAAAUGUAUCUACAUUUGCUAGGAGCUUGACUGGAGAGAGCAGGUCUGCCCAUCCACACUUGCUACCUGAGUGAGCAUCCUGAGCUGAACUGGAAAGGCAGUUUGAAUCUCUUUGAAAAUGGAAAAUGAUUUGUAUAACCUGGCCUUUUCUUAUGUAACAGGCCUGCUGCUUGUGUGUAUCCAAUAUCAGAGAGGGGGACCUGGAACCUACUGUACAUUUCCCAGAAAAGCUGUUAUUAUGUAGCUACACCUAUUCAAGCAUAUGGAAGGCACAGGUGCUCCGUGAGCAAAAUUUGGCCUGCAGUUCCUUUAUCCUGGUGAGGAGGGAUGAGUUGGAGAGAGUCCAGCCAAAUACUCAGAGCCCAAAUUGAAUCUGUGAGGCUGAAAAUAAGAAGGAAAGGUAAGCUCAGUAUCCCUGAUCUACAGUUACUAAGAAACUGAGCCCUACUGUUCAUUUACACAAACCCUUUGUAAAGCAGAGCUGCACUGCAUAAAAAUUUGGGAUUUUCUUGAAGCAGCUGAGGUAGAAGAUUCCCAUCUUUCCCCCCAAGCCUUUGUCUUCAGCAGGAACUCAUUGGAAUUAUUGUGCUGAACACGAAGGAAGGCUUAAACACAAGUGUCCCUAAUUGAAAAAGAUCUCAGAUUCCCCUGCAAGAAAAUUCUCUCUUGUUCCUUUUCCCAUGAUUGCUCAUAUCUGAUCAGUUACGCUAUUUCAUAAGGGUUUUUUUUUUAUAGAAGUCUUAAGCUUUCUUUACGAGCCUUGUGAGUUCUCUUCAACUCCAUUACCUCAGGCUCUGGGAUGGAGAAGUCAAUCUGCUUCUUUCAGUUACUGUGCCUCUAAAUCAUCUUAUUCUGGAAAGCUGCUGACAAGUCACCCACUUGCUUUUCCCCCCUUAAAAACUUUAACAUCACCUUUCAUGAUAGGCUUGCAGCAGAAAACCAUACCUCUAAGUUUAACCAUACCUCUAAGCUGAUGGAAUGGUGAGCUGCUGUGGAGGAGGCAGCCCUCUGCCCUGACUGUGCUCACCUCCCACAAGCCUCGUGCUGAUGCACAGCUGACCCCGUAGCAAGCCACUGCACUUUUAUCCUACUACAAAAGUGAAGCGGGAACAGCUGUGAGCAGAGGGGGAGAGAGAGCACUAUUCUCAGCAGCUGGCCUUUAUAUCAGGUUAGGGAAAUUGGGAAAGUGCACUUUGAAAUGGCAUCCUCAUGAUGAUUCUAAGCUGCUAAAAGGAGCUGUCAUGCCUCCUCCCUUCCAUCACCACCAGCUGUUUACUUCUACUGCCUAAGAAGCACCAGUGCUAACAGUCAUUUGGCUGCCCAGGAACUGGCCCCAUUGAAAACUAACCCUGUCCCCUAUCAAAAUAAGGGUUUCAGUGGGAUCAGCUCCUUGUAUUGUUUCACUUGGUGAGGCAAGCAUCACUGAGGGCUGGUGAAAUGUGUGGAUGGUCAUGUUGAAGACUAUUUCUUUGGUUGCAUAUGCAACUUAAAUUGGCUUAAGCUGAUUGUGGAAUAUCUGUCUGAGAAGAAUAAAGCCAGCUGAGGUACCAGUGAGGACAUUUUCCCCCCUUCCUUCCCUAGUGUUUUCCCUAGAAUUUCUAGUAUGCUCUUACCUGAUUUGGUCUUUGUUGUUAUUUAAUGCCCUGUUAUUUCCCUUACUCUUCCCUCCUCUUUCACAGGCUCCUUUGAGAUAAACCCUUGCAAUCGGGCAGGAGGAGAUGAGUAACUUGAUAUACGCAUGGAAUUAAUAAAAUUAACAUGCACGAAUCUCGUAUGCGCUCAGUGAUUAGACUCCAUGGCAGCUAAAGAUACUGAUAAGUCUUCUGUAAUUGCAAGAGGCAGAGCCUUGUGCAGGAAUGAAGCACAGCUGUUGGAGGUGAGGUUUAUCCCUAUCUUUUAGCCAGUUCCAAUCUAGUGUGAGAUCCAGAAUGGCACUUCACACCUAGGCAGAGUCUGUGCGUGAUGUACUGUGUACAACAACAACUAAAAAAAUCUUAGUUGUAGGCCCAGAGAAGAGACCUGGAGAAAAGGAAACUGUUCUCUUCAUUUGACAGAGGUAUGAGGUAUGGUGGUGAGUCAAGGUAGUGUGCAACAGUACGGGCUUGUGGACAACUAUGGGUGCUCUGUGCAAUAGCAAGGAGAAAUCUAGCCAGAGAGGGAAAGACAUUGAGAGAGAGGCUUGGGAAAAGAUCAGGAGAGGUUUGACAUCUUAUGUUUGCACAACACAGGUAGGAAGCUUCAUGGCGGACUCCAGGCAGAAUGGGCUCAGGUGCAGAAUUGCUACACAAGCUGUAGCUCCAGGAUUGGUGCAGCUUAUGGUACUCCUUAGUCCAAGCCACACUUCUUUCUGUAAGUCAGAGUGACAGGAAAGAGACCUCCCUGAAUUUGGGCCCCUACUGGCUUCUUUUUUCCUCAUCUGUGAAAAACAGUUCACAAUAUGCUUAAUUCUUCAGGGGAGUCAUAUAGGAAAUACAACAAGUAAGAACUUAGUCAUUGUCCAAAUGAAGUUAAUGUGAGUUCUGUUCUCACUGGAAACCCAAAAUAUCUAAAUUUAGCUCAGUUUGCCUUAACUGUUGUAUUGGUAAUUGCCUAGGAGGAGAAACAAACUAAAAUAAAUCCACCCCUAAAUAUUGUAGAGAGCAGAGCAAUGUUGGCAUAGUUUAAGCUCUUCCUUCUAAUUUCUCCCAGAUGGAAUUUCCCAUGUUCCUUGUUCAGACAACUCUAAACAAUCUGGCAUUUCCCUUAUACUAACUCUUUGGCUUUUUCCAAAAGAAAAGGAAAAGAAAGGAAAGAUUCUUUGGUUCUCCUCCCCUGUAGCAAUCUGACAGGGAAAGUUUUCUAUGCCAUGGCUCAGGGAAGGGAAAAAUAAACAGGGAAAAUGUGAGUAAAGUAGUGCCUAUUAGAACUAAAUGUAUGUGUAGGACGGCCUACAGUCAGUAAAGCACAGUCUCGAAUAUGAAUGCAAGCUGUAAAGUCAAUGUCAGGUGCCUCUUUCGUACCAUAGGCUUUUCCCAGGCUCAGUAGUAGUGAACCUGCACAGGAGCAGAAGAGAACAGCUGGACAUCUGUGCCAGAUCAAUGUCUCUCUGGCUCAGAACAUGUCAUGGAGCCUGGGCAAGACUGUUGGGGACACUAUGCUCUCUCAGCAGCACAGCCAGGUUCAUUAAUUGGCUGGGGUAGGGAUGAAGACAAAUGAUUAUUAUGUUAACAAAUGGACAUGGAAGAUAUUAGAACAUUAGGGUCAAUUUACAUCCUCGCACUGACUUUUUUCCCCAGCAUAGGCAGAACAAAGUGUUAUCUUUUCCUUGGAAAUCAAGAGAAGCUCUAUGAUUGUCAGCGUUGGUCUGCGCAAAAGAAAAUAAAUGUGAUAUAUUUUUCCAGUGCAGAUACACAUUGUUGGAAGAGGAAAAAUUUAGUCAGGCUGUCACUCUCUCAGAAAGAGUAUGUUUACCAAAACUGUAAAGACUUGUUCAAGGAUGUUCUCAGUGCGGGUAUUGCAGAAUCAGAAUGGUUUGGGUUGGAAGGGACCUUAAAGAUCAUCUAGUUCCAACCCCCCCUGCCAUGGGCAGGACUUAACUACUGAUGAGCAGUAGCUGCUGUCUUCUGGGAAGAGAGGGAUUGCAGUGUUCUGUGGAAAGAAUGCUACUGAGGAUCUUCCUCAUCUCCUUUGACUGGGGACAUUUUAAAUGCCCUCUGAAACCUAGUCUUGUUUUUCCUUUCCCAUAAGGGAUCAAAUGUCCAUGCUAGCAAGACAAAAACAUCUAAAAAGGCUUUUCUCCAUUAUGGAGACAAGAUCAUGCACCAAGAUUUACUUCUAAUAAGAUAAAGGCAUCUAGUCUAGAUUCACUGGCCUUCUGGAUUCAUUUUCAUUGGGCAUGAAAUCCAGUCAUGAGUUGGAGGUCAAAAGGUUAAGAACCCUCUUCCAGAGCUCUGCCAAGUUCCCAUGAGGCAAGUACAGGUGGGCUUCCCUUCUUUUCAGAUACUGCAUGUGUGAGCAAUGUAGCAAGCCAAAAGCUCUUUUGCAGGUAUAUAUUCUUGUUUGGCUUCAAUUUUUCUUCUCUGAUUUGUGGAUGUUGUGCAUGAUUGGAGGUCUCUGGGAAUCCCUACACUAUAAAACUGGGACUCAAAAGUAAUUUUACAGGGAACAGGAUUUCUCUUGUUCCAGCUUUUUUCAGAGAUGGGAGGGUACAGACUGAGGAUUUGGGAGGUACAAGGGUGGUGGAUGGGAGUCUCAGGGGUGGCAUGCGGAAUGGAGUCCUGAAGCAUGUUUAAAAGUAACUAAAGGCUUGGGUCUUCAAAUGUUGUAUUCUCAGUAUCUGAAACUGCUUUAGCAUAAGCGUAUGGGACAAUGGAGGUUGCCGCAAAGCAAUUUUAAAGAGCUUCCCCCAAGCCUGUACGCAUUUUCAUUAGGGGGGAGGCUGCAUGGUGAUUAUAUGUGUUCUUUCAAGCUAGUGUUUACAGAGGUGCAUUGAUGUUUGGGGGGAAGGUACUGAAUGGAAGUAAAACAAAAAGGGAAAGGGACCCACUACUGAAAGCUUUCAUCCUUACCUUGUCCCACACUAGCCCUUAAUAAGUCUGAUUUGCCUUUGGUCUUCCAGCUCCAAAACAUGUUUGCCUGAAAAUUUUUGUUGGAUAUACUUCGCAUGUUUUGAUAAUGUGACUUAUGAGAUAACACUUCUACAAAGAUAUAUAUAAAUACAUACAUGUACAACCACAUACAUACAUGUACACACACUACAUAUAGACUUAGGAAACUAUAUGGCACUAUACACCUCCAUGCCUGUAUGUGGCAGCAACCACAGUAAAGGAGGGGAGGUAGCUCAAAAUAGCAUGUACAGUCCUUUAUGGAGUUGUUAUUAAACAGAAUGUGGUCUUGCCGUC